GAGGAACCGAAUUCUUUUGAGGAGGAAGUGACUUUUUGGCAAAAUCAAUACUUAUCCCCUUUGCUGUGGGGUACUGAUUUCUGCUCCAAAGUAGCCAGGAGAUGUCCCUCAAAGUGUGUGUGUGUGGAGGCGGUAAUGGUGCCCAUACCUUGUCCGGCCUGUCCGCAUCCCGGGAAGGAGUGGAGGUUCGUGUCCUCACUCUGUUCGCUGAUGAAGCAGAGCGCUGGACCAAGGCAAUGGAGGAAGUGGGUGGCCUCACUGUACUGGUGACCGAAAAAGAUGGUACAACCACUGAGAUAAAGUCAAAGCCGCAUAUUGUCACCAAAGACCCUAAGAUUGCGGUCACUGGAGCUGAUGUCAUCAUUCUGACUGUACCAGCUUUCGCUCAUGAGGGGUACUUCAAGGCCAUGGUACCCUACAUACAGGACUCUGCUCUCCUGGUUGGCUUGCCUGGACAAGCUGGCUUCGAGUUUCAAUGUAGGGACAUUCUUGGCACCAAGGCUGCAGCUAUUUCUAUCCUGACAUUUGAAACACUUCCUUGGGCUUGCAGGAUCAAGGAGUUCGGUAAAGUAGUCGAAGUCCUUGGGACAAAGGCAGUAAUUGCGGCAGCUUUGGUCAAAGGAACUGCAGAAACAAAGGAUCCGCUAUCCACUCUCCAAAUGUUGCUUGGUGCAGAGCCAAAGUUGCGUCUCGCUAAACAUUUCUUGGAGAUGUUGAUAAUGAAUCACUCGUUUAUCCAUCCAUGUAUCAUGAACGGUGAAUGGAAGAACUGGGAUGGGAAACCUGUUGCUCAGCCUCCGUUGUUUUACCAAGGGAUCUCCAAAGAGGUCGCUAAUAUGCUAAUGAGUUGCAGCGACGAAUGUGAGGCCGUAGCAAAAGCGAUCAUGGCCGCCUCGCCGAAGGAUGACCUUAGCGACGUCAAGAGUAUCUACCAGUGGUACUGUGAAUAUUACGGGGAGGACAUUGUCGACAAUCGUGAUCAGUAUCACUGUAUGAGGACAAAUAAAUCCUACAAGGGACUUGUACACCCUACCAAGGCAGUUGAAGGUGGAUUCGUCCCCGACUUCACCAACCGUUACCUUACCGAAGAUGUCCCAAUGGGUGUGGUCGUCUUCAAAGGCCUUGCUUUAGCUGCUGGGGUCCCAACUCCUAACCACGAUAAACUCAUCUACUGGGCCCAGGAAAAGAUAGGUAAAGAGUAUUUGGUCAAUGGACAGCUGACUGGAAAGGAUGUGGCAUCUACGAGAUGUCCUCAGAGAUAUGGCUUCAAUACUUUGAGUGCUAUUCUGACUGGGAAAAAUUAGUUACAGCGUAGUGUUAAAAAUGCAUGUAGGGUAAUAUUAGCUCUGAUCAAAACAGAUACUGAGCUUGCUCUUUGUUUCUGCUUGGCAGUGGAACGGAUAGAAAACAAUUAAAUCAAAAUUUAUUCUGUUAAACUUGGGUCGUUUUUCAAUCUUCCAUGCCACCCAAAGACAAAUAAGAAUAUGUAGAAGUCUGCAGUUUGUUUCGCUUUCAUCAAUAUUGUGUUUAAUCGGGUUGCCAUGGUUACUUUCCUUGAUCAAAUUGAGGCUCCGCUGUUGCCCUUGUCCAAUAUUUACAUCUGUCACUAAUGAUUGAUGACCCUGGUCUUGAGUGAAAAGGUAAUGAAAAAGAUUUUUUGACAACUUUCAUCUUAUUUGAGGAAACUAAUAUUUUUGUCAAAUCGUGAUGUAACCAUGUCAGAGUAUUUGAAGUUAAGUUAUUUUUGCUGUUUAUAUCAAUUGCAAUGAAAUUACAAUGUCAAAGUUUGCAGUCCUUGUCAUUUGAAGUUUGCUUCUUUUUGCUUUGAUAUCAAUCACAGGGCUUGAAAUCGUGACAACUCCUCAAUAUGAAUUUGUACCAUUUCGAAUAACUUGUAAUUGAUUUCUUCCCUCAAAGUUAUAACUUUGUUGAUUGGACGAAAUGUGCUUUGCAAGUCUAGAUUUGCAUUACAUUUAGGGAGGUUAUAUGCAAAAGAUGAUUAUCGCAAAAUUCUAGUUCUCUUCCUUUAAAAAAAGCUAAAUGUGAAUGUUUUCUUCAGCAUUUUGUUGUUUCUGUUGUUAUCUGUUAUGUAAGUGGACAUGAAGGUCUCGUUUGUUGUAACAUUCUGGUUAUUUAAAUAUCAGGUCGUUUAGCCGUUCUGAGUUCAGAGCAGAUGAUACCAAUGAAACUGCUCAGGGUUUAAAAUACUGUUUGCUGAUGCAGCCAUAUUUUCAAUUUCUUUCUGUGCCAUAAUCUGUAACCUGUUCAUGUUUUGUUUUUGAGAGUUUUCUUUUUACCAUUAGUUAGGAUAACAAAAGAUAUAUAAAGCUGUGUUUCAGUUCCCUAAAAAGAACUUUAGCACCAAUGAACUUGCCAAAGAUUUGCUAAAGUAAAGAUUUUCAUCUGAUAAGGGGUCAGAGUUAGCGUGGUAUGGACCAUCCUCAGCAGUUGAUUAUUGGUUUUGUUCCGUUGCCAUAGUUACUAGAUCAAAGAAUCCAAAUGUCACCCAUCUAAUGAUUGAUGACCCAAUUUCAUGAAUGACAAUGGAAUAUUUCAAAUAUUUGAAUUAUUCAACAAAGUCAUCAUUUUGUCAAAUAAAUGUUAGAAACCAUGUCAGAGACGCUAUGCUAUGUCAUGUUUUGAUUGCAUAUUUUGAAAUGUAAAAAUUGAAAUGUCAUGGAGUAUCUGCGUCUAUAUUUGAACUUUCUCCUGACGUUGAUUUCCUUUUAAGUUUGACUUCUGGUGCUGAAAAGGUUGACGUGGUGUUAAAUCUCGAUUUAUCAUUUUGUGGAAUGACUGAGCGCUCUUGUCAGGUUGUGUGAAUGUUUUUUUACACCCUGUAUAUGUAGGUAUACUAUAUGCCUUAUAGCUAGGUAUGUUUUUAAACUGAUUAUUUAUACUCUUGUUUGUAGUGCGAGUAGAAGAAAUAUUUUUUUAUAAUAGAUUAAAGAUUGCUUUGAUGAUGAGUA
Messenger RNA from Lineus longissimus, 2969 nucleotides. RefSeq names its product octopine dehydrogenase-like. The transcript is spliced from 2 exons. Gene Ontology annotation, molecular function: oxidoreductase activity. The coding region runs from base 102 to 1304 and encodes 400 amino acids. NCBI's taxonomy places the organism in Eukaryota, Metazoa, Nemertea, Pilidiophora, Heteronemertea, Lineidae. The record is from RefSeq and is a predicted model, not a curated record.